AUGCGCUCCGAUGGCAGAGACAGCUCUACAGCUGCCAGCAACUCCUCCGAUCAGUCGCCGGGCUUUCAUUCUGAGAAUGUAGCCCCGUCCGCUUCCCACGUGCCCGCCGCCGAGCCGUCACCGAGCGCCGAUUUCAUCACUCGCCUCGAGAUUCUCUCCACCAAAGUUCCCAACAUUUGGAUCGCUCCUUUUUGCGGAGCUAUCGCAGGUGUCGCUUCCGGAAUCGUAACCUGUCCCCUCGAUGUCAUCAAAACCAAGCUGCAAGCCCAAGGCGGGUUUGCCCGACGCGCUGCGCAGUCGGGUGAGACGAAGGCUUUAUACCGUGGCAUGAUAGGAACUGGAAAGAUAAUCUUCCGGGAAGAUGGUCUGCGUGGAUUGUACCAAGGACUUGGUCCGAUGCUUAUGGGAUAUCUUCCUACCUGGGCUGUUUAUUUGGCGGUGUACGACAAGUCUCGAGAGUACUUCUACGAAGAAACAGGCAGCUGGUGGUUAUCACGAGGAUAUGCUUCUGUUACUGCCGGAGCUUGCUCGACGAUCGUGACUAAUCCCAUCUGGGUGAUCAAGACACGGCUCAUGUCACAAAGCUUGAAACAGAAUAAUGAAGGAUGGAGAGCUCCAUGGCAAUACUCAGGCACAAUAGAUGCUGCCCGCAAGAUGUACCGAAUCGAGGGUUUCCGCUCGUUUUACUCCGGCCUCACACCUGCUCUUCUGGGGCUGAGUCAUGUUGCCAUCCAAUUUCCGCUCUACGAAUAUCUGAAGAUGGCUUUCACCGGAUACAGUAUCGGGGAGCAUCCAAACAACGGCAAUUCCCACUGGAUUGGGAUUUCUUGCGCCACGUUCCUUAGCAAGGUCUGUGCUAGCACCAUCACCUACCCCCAUGAGGUUCUUCGCACACGACUGCAAACCCAGCAGCGUACUGCACCCGCAUCUUCGCCAGAGGAAAUCGCAUUCCGUGGCGGCUUGCAUCACCCGCAUGACCGUGGUCUGCCCCGGGUUUUCUCGUCAUCAGACGGGAUGCCCAUUCGCCCUCGAUACACAGGAAUGUUACGCACGUGCCAAACGAUCCUCAAAGAAGAGGGCUGGACUGCUUUCUAUUCUGGGAUCGGCACCAACCUGUUCCGGGCCGUCCCGGCUGCUAUGACGACCAUGCUCACUUACGAGUAUCUGCGGAAGCUUAUCCACAACUUCCAGCAUCAAGGCGACCUGAAGCUUAACAUGGCAGAAAAUGGCGCCGACGCAGAAAGCGUGAUUUGA
This is a messenger RNA of Penicillium cinerascens, 1254 nucleotides long. RefSeq lists its product as uncharacterized. Bases 1 to 1254 code for a protein of 417 amino acids. Gene Ontology annotation, cellular component: mitochondrion. Lineage: Eukaryota; Fungi; Ascomycota; Eurotiomycetes; Eurotiales; Aspergillaceae. Gene Ontology annotation, biological process: pyrimidine nucleotide import into mitochondrion. The record is from RefSeq and is a predicted model, not a curated record. The transcript has 2 exons. Gene Ontology annotation, molecular function: pyrimidine nucleotide transmembrane transporter activity.